Molecule: messenger RNA, 951 nt
Organism: Dermatophagoides farinae (American house dust mite)
Lineage: Eukaryota; Metazoa; Arthropoda; Arachnida; Sarcoptiformes; Pyroglyphidae
Source: RefSeq, a predicted model, not a curated record
UAAUUUCAGUAAAUCAUUGGUUCUGGUGGUUAAUUUCAACAUUUGCAUUCAUAUUCGAGUUUUGAUCAAACUACAAAAUGUCAAAACAUUUUUCUUUGGUGACAUUCUUGAUGAUCAUGAUCAUCUUGAUUCUUCUAUGGUCAACUAAUACAAUGGCUGACAAUAACUCCAAUGAUGGUAGCUUAUUUUUCGGUAAUAAUGGACUACUUAGUGCCCUAUUGGAUCGAUUAAAUCGAAGAUUGACCAAUAAUUAUGAAUCAACUAAUAAUGGUAACAAAAAUAAAAAUGUUAAUAACAAUAAUAAUGAUGAUGAUGAUGGCGAAUUUAUACGUACCAAUUAUGUUGAUUCAUUUUUCCGUCGUUAUGGCAUAUUAUCGGUGUUUAUGAAUGACAACAAAAAUUCUAAAUUUCAAACCAUUCCGACAGCUACUACUCGUAGACCACGUAAUUUUAUUUAUCGAUCUAGAUCAAAUCGACCACGAACAUCAUUUCAGGAUCCAUUCCUUGCUGAAGAGGUUGAAUUUGUUCCAAAAUUUUCCAAUCUUUAACCGAAUGAAGCAUGCGACAUCUAUGGAAUAUUGAAUCUUUAUGUAAACUCUGUAUGUGAUUGUUUGGAAUUUACCAAAUUUCUAAUCGUAUGGAUCGUCCACGAGAAUCCAUUUGUCGAUAUCGACCAUCAUCAUCAUCAACAUUGUGGCCAUCUAAAAAACGAUCGUUUCUUGAAUUACGUCUGUAGUGAAAUCGUCAACAAAAUACCGAUUAUUAACCCUAGAAAGGUAACCUUAUCGAUAUUGCGGGAAAGGUAACCUACGUAAAUUUUACGUAGUUGAUAUGCCUAACUUAUUUCCACUAUAAAAAUUAUUUAUCUGAUUACUUAUGUUAAAUUUUAACGUUUAUUCAUUGAAUCACACCUCUAUUUUAUAUUAAAGAAGAAAAAAUCAUUUUUCAAAA